AUGUCAUCAGUUGUCACUCUCCAACGCGAUACGGCCUUUCAGGUUCGAUCGUUGUUCCGAUCUCUCUUGCGACAAUCGUCUCAGUUCUCGAACUAUAACUUCCGCGAGUAUGCUCGGCGGAGGACGAGGGAUUCCUUUCGGGAAAAUGAGAAGGAGAGCGAGGAUCGCAAAAUACAAGAAUUCAUUCAGGAUGGAUUGAAAAAUCUGAGAAUAAUGAAGGGCAAGCAAACCGGGGAGAAAGGUGAUAUUGUACGCCAAAAAGACGUUGGCUGGGAUUAA
Molecule: messenger RNA, 279 nt
Organism: Talaromyces atroroseus
Lineage: Eukaryota; Fungi; Ascomycota; Eurotiomycetes; Eurotiales; Trichocomaceae
Exons: 4
Coding region: 1-279 (92 amino acids)
Biological process (GO): iron-sulfur cluster assembly
Cellular component (GO): L-cysteine desulfurase complex; mitochondrion
Source: RefSeq, a predicted model, not a curated record